Molecule: messenger RNA, 1607 nt
Organism: Cucurbita moschata (crookneck pumpkin)
Lineage: Eukaryota; Viridiplantae; Streptophyta; Magnoliopsida; Cucurbitales; Cucurbitaceae
Product: F-box protein SKIP16
Exons: 5
Coding region: 171-1499 (442 amino acids)
Molecular function (GO): protein binding
Source: RefSeq, a predicted model, not a curated record
ACUUUUUUGGGUAAAAAUUAGCAAUUUCGUUGGUUUCGCAUCAUUUUAAUAAUAAGCGAAAUUCGUGAGUACCCAAAGGCAAGGGAAUGUGUCGAAGUUGACACACGGAUUCUCUAUAUCUACACCGAUUAGAGGCGGCACCGCUUCCACUGAGUUCGUCGGAAUCAGCAAUGGAAGUCGAGGCGUUGGGCGAUCUUGCGCUUCACUUGAUCUUCGCGAAAUUAAGCCCUAAAGACUCUGCCAUCGCCGCUUGUGUUAGCCGCAAAUUCAGGUCCUCAGCGUCUGAAGAUUCUCUGUGGGAGAAAUUCUGCCAUCGGGACCUCGGCCUCACCGACCCAAUCGAUCAUUUGGGAAACCCAGUUCCGUCAUUCAAGGAGAGUUAUCAAGAAUGGCGGAGAGCUUUUGGGAUGUAUCCAUGGCCUCUGGUCGAGCGAGUUAAGCGAUGUUGGGAUAGAAUCGAAAAUUGGUUGCGUAGUAAUUAUCCCGAGGCUCUGGUGACACUUAGGGAAGGUGCAUCAGAAGCUGACAUUGAAGAAUUGGAAAAUGCUUUGAAAGUGAAGCUACCUCUUCCAACGAGGAUUCUUUAUCGUUUUCAUAAUGGUCAAGAUUUGAAAGGCAGAUAUGUUGAUAGUGUUCGAGGCUUCCCGUUCGGGUUAAUUGGGGGAUAUACUUUCUAUGAACAGACGGUAAAUGUUUAUUUGUUGCAUUUGAGACAAGUGAUCACUGAAACGAAAUCAAUCAUUCAAGAACUUGGUUUCUCGAGGAGAUCUAAAUUCAUUGUUGUAGCUUCGUCUUCUACGCUCGUUCAUAAGGUUUUUUUCCUUAAUUGUGCUUCGGGUCAACUCUUUGUGGGUACUGCAAAUCUUCGAGAAGAUGGAGAAAUGAUUCCUUGUGUACCUGGUGCAUUGAUAAACUCGGUGCAUGAGUAUAACACAGACCAACAACAAGAUGCUAUGUUAUUAUGGCUAGAAGAGCAUGUUAGACGCUUAGAAAAUGGUAUUAUCAAGCUUCGUGAAACUAAUAACAUUAGGAGCAUCUCUCUUUUUCCGGAGGAACCUCCCUUUUGCUCUGUUGCAACGACCAAUGGUGUUCGUGUUCGUGCUUCUGCUAUCUUUAUCCCGGAGUUCACGGAUCUUCUAGAUAGUGGUGGAAACUAUCAAUUUUCAUAUUCAAUUCGCAUGUCAUUGCAGCCUGAAGGUUGCAUCAUGGAUGGGAUGACAUUCAGCUCAUGUCAAUUGCAUCUUAGACACUGGAUCAUUCGAGCUAAUGACUACGUGGUUUCUAGAGUUAAUGGAGAGGCUGUUAUUGGAAAGUAUCCCCUCUUGCAACCAGGAGAAAAAGAAUUUGUUUACGAGAGUUGCUCAUCUCUCCAUUCAUCCAUGGGCUCCAUUGAAGGGUCUUUUACAUUUGUCCCCGGGAGUUUGACAUAUCAAGAAGGCAGCCCAUUUGAAGUUCAAGUGGCAAGGUUCCCUCUCCAGGUUCCAACCUACAUCUUCUAAUGUACAAAGAAUAAUCUUUAUCUUUUGGUGUACACAUCAGUUUGUUUGUGCGUACAAAUAAUUAUACUGAGAGAUGAACGAAACAAAUGUGCACAAGACCCUGUUUAG